This is a messenger RNA of Xyrauchen texanus (razorback sucker), 2325 nucleotides long. RefSeq lists its product as uncharacterized. NCBI's taxonomy places the organism in Eukaryota, Metazoa, Chordata, Actinopteri, Cypriniformes, Catostomidae. The coding region runs from base 27 to 734 and encodes 235 amino acids. The transcript has 3 exons. The record is from RefSeq and is a predicted model, not a curated record.
ACAGCAGCAGCAGCAUCUUCCUGAAGAUGAAGCAGCUGAAGUUUAUCGGCGGCUGUUUGUCGUUAUUCUUCAUGGCGAUCGUCUUCGACAUCACAGGCUUCGUCCUGCUGUUCGUCGGGAUCUUCGGCGACUUGCGGAUCCACGGCGCGUUUUACGGUGAUUUCCUCAUCCACACCGGUGCGCUCCUCCUGUUCGUCAGUCUGGGGUUUUGGUUGAUGUGGUACAUCGGGAACAUCAGGGUGCAGGAGGAAGGUUUGGAGAGGAGAUCGAGCGCCGCGCACAGCGUCAAAAAUCUGGCGAGGAAACUCACCGAGAGACUCUCAAAAACACACCUGAUGAACGAGAACACAGGUGAGAAAUCCCUCAGUAAGUCUUCCACCAUUCGAAACGUCACCUGGGGCAAAUCCACAUAUUUCCCAGGAUGUAAGGAUCCCGAAUCAGAUAUGAUCAAAUGUGAUGAACUUUCCAAGGAAAAACCUGGAGAUGAGUUCACGUGCUACCAGAAUGAAGGGUUUGAAGGCGAGGAGUCGGUGACCAAAGAAAGUGAACUGAAAGAGGAUCCGACCCAAGAAACAGAGUCAGACGCGAGUAAAUCUGAAGAAGCAUCGCAGGAGAAGAAGCCAGAGGAUGAUCAGUUCACCUGUUAUCAGAAUGAAGGGUUCGAGGACUCCGAUGCGACUAAAGAACAACCUCAGACGCCCGAGGAGUCCCAGAGCAUUGAUGAUCUCCUUUAAUCACAGGUCCUGAAAGAUCGAGUCAACACUAGUCGUAGAAAAUCUACCAAAUCAAUCAUUUCCUCACAGAGCUACAGUGUACAGUCCACACUCUGUAAUAUACGUGUACAGUGUAUGUCAUUGUUUUAUUAUUAUUGUAAUUAUUGUUGUUGUUUUAAGUUACACUCAGGUACAGCCCUUAUUUUUGCACAUUCUCAUUUGUAAGUUCAUGCAACAUGUCUUGCAUUGUGGGAAACCAUUUCCCUUUCAAAGUAACAGAUGAACGUUCAUGCAAACUCCUCCUCGGUCCAGCCAUUUCAUUUGUUAGCCGAGCUACGACACCCUGUCAUCAGUGACAACCGAGAGAGUCGCCCAACCGGUUCGACAGCAAAUACGGAAAGCCUGUCAGUGAAUUCAUGCGUGGCCGCGAUCUGUUUGGUCCAUCUCAAAACAAUGAUGGAAACGUAAUACUGUACUUUCACAAAACAGUGCCGUAGAAGAAAGCAAAUCUGUACAAAUGUGUGUGUUGUAAUCUAACUUCUUAAAGGAACAGUUCACCCCAAAAUCUAAAUGUCUUUUAUUAGCCGCAUAACUUACUUCUGUGGAACACUUAAACGCUUAAAACACUUAAAGUCCAAGCUGCCCUUUUCCAUACAAUGAAAGUGGAUGAUGACCAAGGAAGGAUGUUUAUCAGUGAAUAACCGCUUGUGUUCCUCACACAAAGGUAUCGUAUGACUUCAGAAGACUUGGAAUACAGCCCAUGGGUCAUAUGAACUGCUUGUAUGGUCUAUCACAAGCUCGACAGCCUCUGGUCACCAUCUACUUUCAAUGUAUGGAAAAGAGCAGCGUGCACAUUCUACUCAAUAUCUCCUUUUUGUAUAUGAUGAGAACUUUCUAUUCCUUGAAUAUUGAGACAUAGAAUUACAUUAAGAAAUAUAAGUUGCCAAAUCAGGAAGAGCGCAAGAUUUUAAGGUAAAUAUAUUUUUAUAGAGAUUUUAUUUUUGGUAGUGAGUGAGGUAUACAUGUGUGGACAUGCAUGACGAAUUGUGACAUAUGAAGAGAUGAUACAAUGAGUGAUCUUGACAUGCCAAACAAAUGCUGAUGUAAACACUUCCUCAUUCACUGUGCCAAUGCUAACACAUUAAAUAUGCAUGUAGAAUUAAAGCCAUACGCUUUACAGUGUGAUUGUAGAAAUGAUUUACACUCUUAAAUUAAACCACAUUUCACCCAGAAGUCUGUAUGUUUGUUUUUAGUAUUGUGGUGGUGUGCAGCAUAUAAUUAGUGGUGCUUGAUAAGCCUAUCUACCAAUGGGCCCACACACUGUCAAAGAAGUUAUAAGUAGUGUACGAACAUACUGACGGGAUCUCCCAUCCGCACCAAUUUUAGCUUGGGGCCCCCAAAAGGCUAAGACUGGCACUGUGGCUAGUGCGUGUGCAAAUGACUCAAUUUGCAUUCCACACUGUCCGCAAGACUUUUAAUGAUUUAAGUACUUAUUUUUCUGCGUGCUAUUUCAUCUUGCAUCCGUUCGAGCGCUCAGCCAAAGUAUCUUCUUUUGGACUAGGAAGCAACUUAUGUACCUAACAACCACCCAGAACACCCUAGCAACCACUUA